UGCUCCGGUCCCCAGCAAAACUGACUUAGAGGACCCGCCUGUUCCUCCUCACUCGCGAUCCGAACUCCAAAGUCAAAACCCUUGAGCCCAUGAUUUCGCUGAUUUCUUAAGGCAAAAUCCAAGUGUUGUAGUGAUACGCGCGGGCGUUUCGGUGAAAUUGUAGAUUCUUGGCCAUUGUGAUCUCGGGGAGACGCACGAAGAGGGGGGACUCUGUGGUGAAAGCCCAAUUCGGUGCGGUUCUGGGGUUCCGGAAGCGGCGUCUUUCGAGAGGAGGCGGCAGUAGGGAAAUGAGGGAUGUGGUCGUGGUUGUCGAAGAUUGCGUCCGCGUGCUUGGGCCCGAUCCGGAGGUACGCGCGUAUGAGGAAGGAUGAGGAUGGCAGCGACAAUGGCCGUGGCGUCGCCGACGACCUGCUCUGGUCGCGUGACAUUGGGCGCCACGCGGUGGGCGAGUUCUCAUUUGCCGUUGCCCAGGCCAACGAGGCGUUGGAGGACCACAGCCAGGUCGAGACGGGCGCAGCCGCCACCUUCGUCGGCGUCUACGACGGCCACGGCGGCGCCGAGGCUGCCCGCUUCAUAUCUGACCACCUCUUCGCACACCUCAUCCGACUUGCUCAAGAAAAUGGGACACUAUCUGAGAAUGUUGUUCGAAGUGCAUUUUCUGCUACUGAGGAAGGCUUCUUGUCACUUGUGCGAAGAACACAUUUCAUAAAGCCUUUGAUUUCUGCAGUUGGAUCUUGCUGUCUAGUUGGGGUCAUAUGGAGAGGAACGCUGUAUGUGGCUAAUCUAGGUGAUUCCAGGGCUGUUAUUGGCUGUUUAGGUAGAUCAAACAAGAUUGUUGCCGAGCCACUUACAAGAGAUCAUAAUGCAAGUGUGGAGGAAGUGAGGCAGGAACUUAUAUCUCGUCAUCCAGAUGAUUCGCAAAUUGUUGUUCUCAAGCAUGGUGUUUGGCGCAUCAAAGGCAUUAUUCAGGUUUCAAGGACAAUAGGGGAUGCCUAUUUGAAGAGGCAGGAAUUCGCUCUUGAUCCAUCUAUUACUCGUUUCCGCCUUUCUGAGCCUCUCCGCCGGCCUGUUCUUAGGGCAGAUCCAUCUAUCUGUACAAGAGUGCUUCGUCCACAAGAUAAAUUCAUUAUUUUUGCAUCUGAUGGUCUUUGGGAGCACCUGACAAAUCAUCAAGCUGUUGAAAUUGUCCAUGGCAAUCCACGAGCAGGAAUUGCAAAGAGACUAGUAAGAGCAGCGUUGAAACAAGCUGCACGGAAGAGGGAAAUGAGGUAUGAUGAUCUCAAGAAAGUUGAAAAAGGAGUGCGCCGCUUCUUCCAUGAUGACAUUACAGUAGUCGUUGUUUACAUUGAUCAUGCGCUCUUGCAAGAGAGGGAUGCUACUGUGCCAGAACUUUCAGUCCGUGGGUUUGUGGAUUCAGUCGGUCCCUCAGGGUUUUCAGGGGUUACCGCCCUAUCCUGACUUGCUAAUUUAGCAUCACAAUUUUGACGUACGGCAUUCCAGUACCAUUGAGCAUCUGAGUGUUAUGCUUCAUAAUAAGCCUGUUUUCAGUUUUGUUUUUGCUGAGUACUUCAUGGCACUUUGAAACGGUGGUUUACAACUCUACGUGGUCUAAUCUACUCAAAAUAAGCUCGGCAUGUCUAGUAUGAUUAAUAUGGUUGUGAAAUAUUUUGUGCAAUUGUGAGUUUCUGGAAUUGUUACUUUGGAACAUCCUGGGGCUAAGGCUUGGGUACUGGGCAACAUAGAUUGCCUACAAGCUCUGUUUGGGGAGAAUAUUAUUCUGAAUUUCCGAA
Phragmites australis (common reed) is the source of this 1790-nucleotide messenger RNA. RefSeq names its product probable protein phosphatase 2C 25. Lineage: Eukaryota; Viridiplantae; Streptophyta; Magnoliopsida; Poales; Poaceae. The transcript has 5 exons. Gene Ontology annotation, biological process: protein dephosphorylation. Bases 295 to 1458 code for a protein of 387 amino acids. Gene Ontology annotation, molecular function: protein serine/threonine phosphatase activity; cation binding. The record is from RefSeq and is a predicted model, not a curated record.